Drosophila miranda is the source of this 725-nucleotide messenger RNA. RefSeq lists its product as uncharacterized. The record is from RefSeq and is a predicted model, not a curated record. NCBI's taxonomy places the organism in Eukaryota, Metazoa, Arthropoda, Insecta, Diptera, Drosophilidae. The transcript is spliced from 2 exons. Bases 302 to 649 code for a protein of 115 amino acids.
UCUCUUCAAGAUGAAAUCCUGGUGGGUUUUAUGAAAGACAACCCGGACUUGGCAAAAGGAUUUGUGAAGGGCGACCGAGUUGUUGUCGAUGCCAAGUGGGCAGAGCUUUGCGGCGCUCUCAAUGCUGUUGGGCCGCCAAUCAAGGACGCAUUGGGUUGGAAAAAGGUUUGGGCAGAUUGGAAAACAAACAUCCGCAAGAAGAUGGCGAAAAACAAAUCAGAAACUCGAGCUACAGGUGGAGGGCCCUUCGCUCAGCAAUCGCUUGGGGAAUUGGAGGAGAUAGCUAUGUGGCCUCUACGAAAUGGUGGAAGGAGUAGGUGGGCCAGCGUAUGGACUUCCCCCCCGUACGACCAAGGAGGCCGACACUGGGGUUAAGUGCGUGAUGGAAGACCCCAUUGAGGAGGAACCCUCAGAGAAGGACGAACCCUCAGAGAAGGAGGAGCCCAUGCCGAAGCGCCGUCCAACUAGACCAGCGCAGACCAUGGACCUCAACGAUCUCUGCGCUGCUCAGCUGGAUGAAAUGUCGGCAAUUUCCAAGAAAAUUUCGGAACAUUUCGAACGAAUGGAAUCGUUAGAGAAGGAGAAGCUCGAGGUCCAAAAGGCGCUUGUAGACAAAUUUAGCCAAAUUUUGGACAAAUUUGCGAAAUAAUUAGUUUCCUAUUAGUUUUUUUGUGAAACUUAGCUUUAUUAGUUAUAAAGAAUAUCGAAUGACAUAAAGAAGAAAA